Daldinia caldariorum is the source of this 1240-nucleotide messenger RNA. Its product is annotated as ribose-phosphate pyrophosphokinase 3. The coding region runs from base 102 to 968 and encodes 288 amino acids. The transcript has 5 exons. Gene Ontology annotation, molecular function: magnesium ion binding; ribose phosphate diphosphokinase activity. The record is from RefSeq and is a predicted model, not a curated record. Gene Ontology annotation, cellular component: ribose phosphate diphosphokinase complex; cytoplasm. Gene Ontology annotation, biological process: 5-phosphoribose 1-diphosphate biosynthetic process; purine nucleotide biosynthetic process; ribonucleoside monophosphate biosynthetic process. NCBI's taxonomy places the organism in Eukaryota, Fungi, Ascomycota, Sordariomycetes, Xylariales, Hypoxylaceae.
CCAAAAACCAAAGAAAAAAAAAACGGUUGAAGAUGAAAUUGGGAAUGGGCUAACAGCGAGUCUUGCGCGAUCUUAGGCUCGGCAUUGAGAUUGCAAAGACGAUGAGUUUGAAUUAUUCGAACCAAGAAACGAGCGUUACAGUCGGAGAGUCAGUUAGAGACGAAGAUGUUUUCAUCUUGCAAUCAACCGCGCCAGGCGACAUUAACGAUGGCCUCAUGGAGCUUCUCAUCAUGAUUCACGCCUGCCGCACCGCCUCCGCCCGGCGCAUCACCGCCGUCAUACCCAACUUCCCGUACGCCCGGCAGGACAAGAAGGACAAGAGCCGGGCGCCUAUCUCGGCCAAGCUUAUCGCCAACAUGCUGCAGACCGCCGGUUGCAACCACGUCAUCACCAUGGAUCUCCACGCCUCCCAGAUCCAGGGUUUCUUCAACGUCCCCGUCGACAACCUGUACGCCGAGCCGAGCGUCUUGCGAUGGAUUCGGGAAAACCUCGCCGGUGAGGAUACGGUUAUCGUCAGUCCCGAUGCCGGCGGCGCAAAGAGAGCUACAUCUAUAGCCGACCGUCUCGACCGCGGCUUCGCGCUCAUUCACAAGGAGCGCCCGCGCCCCAACGUCGUGGGCAGGAUGGUGCUCGUCGGCGACGUAGUAGACAAGGUUGCAAUUUUAGUCGACGACAUGGCCGACACCUGCGGUACUCUAGCCAAAGCAGCAGCCACCGUCAAGGAGCACGGCGCCCGCGAAGUCAUUGCCGUCGUCACCCACGGCAUUCUCAGCGGCGACGCCAUCAACAUCCUCAACAACAGCUGCUUGAGCCAGAUCGUCGUCACGAAUACCGUGCCCCUCGGCGACAAGGUCCAGCGGUGCAAGAAGCUCAGGGUCAUCGACGUGAGCCCCACGAUAGCCGAAGCUAUCCGACGAACUCACAACGGAGAGAGCGUCAGUUUCUUGUUCACGCAUGCUCCGGUAUAAUAUGUACCUAAUGCUACUCGCACGAGUACAUGUCGGGAGAGAGGAAGAAAAAGAAGAAAAAAAGUGUUACGGGUAAACGAGCCUGCUUGAAGAUAUACGUACUUGCGUUAUUAGAGAAAUCGAUCAGGGUUGGACUCCAUGGUUGCGGGAGUUUGAGAGAUUGCAUUUGGGAAAACCGCUUAUGCGGAAGAAUCAAGACUGGGAACGUCGUAGAGCAUAUAAUUCGAGGUUCAUAUACGUACGGAGUUCAUUAUUUUAUCAUACUGCAUUUG